CUAAUCUGAUUGGCUCUUGCAUAUUUCCGAGCUCUCGUACUAUCUCGCGAUGCUUCAGAUCUUUCCCAGUGAGGAGCAGACCCUGAGCUGUAGUCAGUCGCUGUUGUGGCUGGGAGGCAGCACAGUCAGCCACAGUCUCUUCGGUUGAACCUUGUUUCAGCCUGAGGUAGAAGAGGACUCUUUUAAACUAACCGAAAACAACUACUUCUGGUGUCGCCUGAACAAUCUCCAGCUGUGUGCGGCAGCUUUAACUCAGGUUGUAGAGAAACUGCAAGCAGAAAACACCAGAAAAGCGAGCGGUGGAAAGACUCGGUGGUGAAUGUCGACAGGAUGUCCUGCCAGUUGACCGUUUCUUUGUGAAUGGAUUAGAGGCGAGUUGUGACCAUGCGCUGCCUGGCUGCUCGGGUGAACUACAAGACCCUCAUCGUUAUAUGCGCCCUCUUCACGCUCAUCACUGUGCUGCUGUGGAACCGCUGCUCCAGUGACACCUCCCUGCGCUUCCUGCCCCGUGCGGCUUUGGUGGUGCCAAGCCCAAAGGUGGGGGAUGCUAGCAUCAGCAGCCAGCAGCACCCUCCACAACCUCCGGAGCCCCCGCCUGUUGCCGGGGUCGUCACAGGGAUCAAGUAUGAAGAAAUCGACUGCCUGAUCAAUGAUGAAAAUACAAUCAAAGGCCGACGAGAUGGCGGGGAGAUCUACCUGCCCUUCAGCUGGAUGGAGAAAUACUUUGAGGUGUACGGCAAAGUGGUGCAGUACGACGGCUACGAGCGGUUUGAGUUCCAGCACAGCUAUUCAAAGGUCUACACGCAGCGUGAGCCCUACCACCCCGAUGGGGUCUUCAUGUCAUUUGAGGGAUACAAUGUGGAGGUCCGCGAUCGUGUGAAGUGCAUCAGUGGAGUGGAAGGCGUGCCACUGUCCACCCAGUGGGGCCCUCAGGGCUACUUCUACGCCAUCCAGAUCGCCCAGUAUGGCUUAAGCCAUUACAGCAAAAACCUGACGGAGCGCCCUCCCCACGUGGAGGUCUACGAUACCGCAGAGGACAGAGACAGCAGGGCUAGCACGGCGCCCUGGAGUGUGCCGAAAGGUUGCGGCCUCAGCCGUGUCCACGACAAGACUCGAGCUACCUCCGUGCGUCAGUUCAGUGCUCCAGAGUCCUCAGACGGCGUGUCGCUCCAGCUGGGUAACUCCAAAGAUUUCAUCCUCAGCUUAGACAUCAAGUUCGUCUCCAACGGCAGCGUGUCCGUGAUCCUGGAAACCACAGAGAAGGGCCCACCGUUCACUAUCCACUACGUGACCAGCACGCAGCUCAUCGCCUUCAAAGACCACGACAUCACGUACGGCAUCGGGCCAAGAACCACCUGGAGCACUCUGACCCGAGACCUGCUCACCGACCUCAGGAAGGGCGUCGGGCUGUCCAACACCAAGGCUGUGAAGGCCACAAAGAUCAUGCCCAGACGGGUGGUGCGAUUAGUCCUGCACGGGCGAGGCUUUGUUGACAACGUCACCAUCUCCACCACUGCCCACAUGGCAGCCUUCUUUGCCGCCAGCGACUGGCUGAUGCGCAACCAGGACGAGCGAGGCGGCUGGCCCAUCAUGGUCACCCGUAAACUGGGCGAGGGCUUCCGGCCUCUGGAGCCCGGCUGGUACUCGGCCAUGGCUCAGGGCCAGGCCAUGUCCACACUGGUGAGAGCGUACCUCCUCACCAAGGACCAGGCGUACCUCAACGCUGCCCUCAAGGCAGUCGGACCCUACAAGGUGCCUUCAGCGCAGCACGGGGUCAAAGCUGUGUUCAUGAACAAAUACGACUGGUAUGAAGAAUACCCGACAACGCCGAGCUCCUUUGUCCUCAACGGCUUCAUCUACUCCCUGCUGGGCCUCUUCGACUUGACUGAGACGGCCGGAGAGAAGCUCGGCAGGGAGGCGGGGCAGCUGUUCAGCCGCGGUAUGGAGUCGCUGAAGGCCAUGCUGCCGCUCUUCGACACCGGUUCCGGCAGCAUCUACGACCUGCGUCACUUCAUGUUGGCCACGGCGCCCAACCUGGCGCGCUGGGACUAUCACACUACACACAUUAACCAGCUGCAGCUGCUGGCAUCCAUAGACAACGCGCCCGUCUUUAAGGACGUGGUCAAACGCUGGAAAAACUACUUAAAAGGGAUUCGUGCCAAGCACAACUAGACAAACUGUGACCCACUUAGUACACAGCUGAGGAGUUGAAUUUACUCUUAAUGGAUGAUUGAAUGUGAGGCGGGGGCUCACAUUGUGUGCGUGCGUCCCAGUUUUGGUCGAGGUUCAUAAUCUAAAGGAUGAGUUUAUUCAGCUGCAGCUCUCAACACUAAAAGUUUCUCGUGUGCUCUGUUGCAGGUUUUAUAUUUUCUGCAACACUGACUGUAGCUCUUCCCUCCUGUUUUUUUCCUUGAGCUAGUGUUUGUAAUUAUGCACAGACCUAGUUUCAGAGUGUGAGUGUGUGUUCAGGAAGAACACGUCGGUGUGCGUGCGUUUGUGUGUGUGUGUGUGUGUGUAUGUGUGUGUGUGUGUGUGUGUGUGUGUGUGUGAGGUGUGUGUGUGUGUUUAAAGUAACAAUAUCUGACGUUAGAGAAAGAUGAAGCUCCUUGAAUUGUUCAAACUGAAUCACAUUCUUUGAUGCAUCCACCACAAAUCUCUCUUCCAAUUGUAUUUUUUUACCAUUUCACCCCAGAUUUGCAAAGUUUAUUCAAACAAAAAAAAAACCAACAAACAAAAAAAGAAUAUAUUAUAAAUUAUUUGCAGAAGAAUGUUGCCAAAACAAAGUAUCUUAAUAAUAUGAAAUCCAUGUUGGAUUUAAUUCCUCCACUACAAAGUUUUUCAUUUAAGUAUUUUUUUAGGUAGAUUCUGUGAGAUACAUUAAUUUGAUCAUCCCUUUACAGUAAAGCUGAUGAGUCUACUAAUUUAUGUUUUAUAGCUUCCACUUCCUUUCUGAAUCUCUUUCCCCUAAAAGAGAGAUAAAUAUUUACACAACAUUUUGAGGAUUAUGUUGUUAUGUCUUUAGUGAGCUUAACUCAUUUUUAAUAUUUUUUCCCUUUGAUAUAAAUAUCAAAUCAUGGAUUAGGUCUAUCUAAAGGGACUAUGCACUUCAAACCACCAUAUUUCAGAUGGGCUUGCAGCAGGUCUCUUAGCUGAGCUGUUGUGUAACCACAUCUGGUCAGAGUUGACUGCAUGACUGCUUCCUGAGUUGAUGUGACUGUUGUGCUUCAGGUGACACAUGUAAGACUGCAGGUCACACAACGCCACAACACGUUGUCUCUUCCCCAAGAUAAACCCAUCAGGCCUGCAACAAUCUCUUGAAAACAUCCUAAUUAAUAAUUCAUCCAAAUUAGCUGUCAGUGCUGUAGCCGCUGUAAUACUCGUACCUUUAUGGGAAGUUUUAAGAUGACAAACUGAGCUACCAUUCUGAGCUGUAAACCCAACUGAAGUCCCUCACUUAGUCACAAAACACUUAAUAAUUAAUGUGCCACUGCAGCUACAAAACGUUAGUUCAAGAGUCACUGUUGCUCUGUUUUUCUCAUUUGCACGGUUUUGGUUCAAAGCUGGAAACAGUUACAAGAGUUCAGAUUGAGUCAGUCAGCUUUUUAAAAAUAUUUCACUUUUAAUGGGUGUGUUGUCUUGUGGACACAGGUAAAUGUGCAGACAACAAAUAUGAUCCAGCUCUCAUCAUAUUAUACGGAGAUGCACGAUAUUCAUAACCUGUGGUUUAUGCACACCUGAGGGUAAGAAAGGCUCAGCUGUAGUGAGUAAAGAUGGUUGAUAUAAUAUCUCUGAUCAAACCUAAUCUAACUGACAUCACAAAACAAAGAACUGGGGCCUGUUUCAUAAAGCUAGUUUACCAAAUAAGCCAGGCCUAUUUCAGUUAGUCUGACUCAUUUAUAGUUGACUCUUCCAUAAAGCAAAUUCAACAUAGGUCAUGCUCGGUAACUGGCAAAAUCUGUCCACAAACUAGUUUUGCUUAGAUUUGCUUUAUGGAAUCAAAUCAACUGCAAAUGAGUCAGACUCACUCGAAUAAGACAGGCUUAUUUGGUAAACCCACUCAUGGAACAGGCUCCUGUUCUGACUCUUUAAAUGUUUAUUUUUUUCUAGCAAAGUAUAUCAAAAAACCUCACAAACAUGCUUUGGCUUUCAUAGAGCAAUUUGCAAAAUACACUAAUUAAAUGUUUUGACAUAUUAAGACAUUUACAAACAUUUACAUCUCAUAAGAUUUGUUGUGUUAAUACUCAGACUUUUUCCUCCUUCUGGAACAUUUGCAGGAACAUAAAUUGCAUUUUGCAGUCGUGUUGUUUUUCCUGUGAAACUGACAAACGUCUGACAUGUUUGACCCUCGAGUCAGCAUGCCGCCCUUGUUGUUCUUCUUCUCUGUUCUUAUUGGCAAAUCACAAACUGACUUUAAAGGUGCAUCGCAGCAUUGUGAUGUCAAUGAAAGCAAUUUGGCUUUGAUUUAUCAGACAAAAAUUGAUUGGCUAUAUUUUAAUUCUCAGAAUAAUGCACAAUAAGAUAAAUUAUCCAUUAUCAGCCUAUGAUGUAUCGGCCUGAUCUUACAUCCUUUAUAUUAUCAAUUAUUUCUUCAGAUGUUUGCAGGUAUUUUUAACUGUUCUUACGACAGAUGACUAAAUGACUAAAUCUCUGUCAACUCUGUCUCGUUAAAAUUUCGAUCAUUGUUUCGGAAAAUAUGAGGAAUACAACUAGAAAAGUCCAAUAAAGAGUCAUGCAGAUCAGUCUAAGUAACGGCUUCCUUCCCCCACAUAAGAAUUAUACAAAAAACAUACCCUAAACUAACAUUUGUAUUUCCAUUAAACUGUCUUUAAAUGCCAAACUUUCACUCCAAUUAAAUCCCUCCUCAUCAUUGUUAAACAUUAAAAUCGCUUUUUAUUUCUCCUGGUUUGAACAUCAGCACCAUUUGCUACAUUUUCAUUUCCAUGGCCUGCGUUUGACCUUUUUUGGAAACAGCUAUUUCUUUUAUAACUCAUACUUCGAGAUGAUAAUUGCAGGAAACAAGUGUAGGUGGUGGUAGAUGUAUGUGUUGUGUGUUCGGGGAGAAAGACAUGUGGGCAGCCGUGGCACAGCUGCGUCUCGCUAACACGUCAGUUUAUAACAUUUAAAUAGACAAUGCCAGGAGUGCUGAAGGUGGAGGUCAAUUCUCGACAAGCAUAAAGAGGCUGUCGGUCCCAGCAGGCUCUCAUUGCUCCUCUCAGUUGCUGCGGGUGCAUGAACUCAGCGUUUUUAAUCUGAGAGCUGACCUGUUGACCGCCGUACGAGGAGAAAGAAAGCUCGCCAAGACACUAACAAUUCACCCGGCUAAUAGGCCUGAGAGCCAGCACGCACACAGUACAGUCUGGGAUGAGUCAGCACUCACAAACAAAACAAAGUGGAGCCCUCAGCAUCAAUGAGGCUUUCAUCGAUCUACCUUAAAGAUUAUUAAUGGAGGAGAAUCAGGCCCGUUUGUUCUUCUCAAGGUGUUGAUGGUGGGUUUCUGUUUGGUCAUUUUCAUGUUAACUUUGAGAUGAAAACAUUUCCCCUGCUUUCAAGUUGUUGUCCUGUGAGCUAAUGAGUCUAAAUCAAAGAAGGAUUGAUUCAUUUCUGUGUAACAAGUCAAGCUUUCAUCUCAUCAUUAAUUCCUCCAAGUGCAUAUUCCUCACCUCAUAGCUUCAUCUGUCACUAAACGUGAGGAUUUACGACCAAGAAUAUUAUCUGAGGUUUCAAGAAAAAAGUGUGAUAUUUCAAGAAUUAAGUCAUAAUAUUAUGAUGCAAAUGAGGAACAAUAUUAAAAGGAAAAGGCGUCUUUAGUAGGUGACAAUAGUAAUGGUUGAAUACAGAAUAUAUAGCGAUUUUAUACUGUAUUGUACAGAUAGCUAGGGAUGGGAAUUGAUAAGAUUUUAUUGAUACCAAUGCCACUGUCAUUUCUGCUUGUCGGUCCAAUGGUUUAUUGCUUCUUUUACUGAUUCCUGGUCCGUUCUGUGUGGAACAAAAUAAGGCCUACACAGGUGGUUUUCAGCAAUUAUUAUUAUUAUUAUUAUUAUUAUAGUCUGAACACAGCUGGAUCAGACAGUUUGGAACCCAUUUUUAACUGGAGCCAGUUCUCAAUUUAUGUUCCUACUACUAGUUCAGGAAAAGCUUAAAAAUGCACAUGGAAUCCAGUCUACUCGGUUUGAUCCUGUAUAUAAUAUACAGCAUAUUGUUCUAAAAGCAAAAUUUUUUUUAUGUGAAACUAUGACUUUAUGCAGACAAUUUGACUUUUGUCUUGAAAUAUUGUGAUUUUUCUUCUCAUAAAAUUAAGCCUUUUUAUGAAAGUCCUGAAAGGCAAGAGGGGGGGAAAUGGAUCAUUCAAAUUAUUUUUCAAGUCUGAUCUAAAUAUAAAUCUCUCUGUGUUUAUGAUUUAAGAACAGCUUAACAAAAGGGGAUCUCAAUGUAAAUGGUUUUUACGUUUAUUUAAUUUUUUUUGCCAGAUGUACUUUGUGUUUAGAGUGCAUGGAGAAAUUCACAUGUAUGAACACAAAUGCUUUAAGUCCCAUUUGGAACCGAGGGCAGUGGAGCCCUUCAGCCUCUUGUGGCUGAAGUGAGUAUUACAACAACAAACACACAAAUAAAAUUCACCAGCCAAAACUUUUUUUUCCCUUUCCUUUUCUAACAUUUUUAAAAAGAUUAUCCUGGCAAAGCCUUUUUUUUAACAUUAUUUUUGGCCUAUUAUUACAUAGUACAGCUGGAGAUAGACACAAAGUGGGUUUAGUGGGGUACGACACAUUUUCAGCUCUUCUUAAGUCAUUAACAAUUUCUAUCAGACUUUAACAACAGGGCACCAGAUUUUUUUCCUGUUUCACUUGCCUCUCUGGGCUUCUGUACUUUUACCCCCUAAUUUUUUUUAAAAUUACUGUCUUUUUAUUUCUCCUCACAAUAGUUUGACUUUACUCCCAAAGUUUUAGAUUUUUUUGUAGAGGUUUAUCCUGUGGAUGGCAAGAAUUACAUUGAUGUUAUGUUUUUGAAGUUAAAAAGAUAAAAAAAAAAAAAAAAAAUCUUCCCAGAGAAGAGGUAUGAGUGCACGUUUUGAUAAUCAUUUUUUUCCCCUGCUGAUCCUUGUUUACUUCAUUUCCUGUUCCCCCCCAUCAACACUUUUCCAUUUGUUGACAUUUUCACAGGACAGGUAGAAAUGUGUAAUUUAAAUGAAACAUUCAGGA
Messenger RNA from Centropristis striata (black sea bass), 7193 nucleotides. RefSeq names its product glucuronic acid epimerase b (gene glceb). The transcript has 6 exons. Gene Ontology annotation, biological process: heparan sulfate proteoglycan biosynthetic process. Gene Ontology annotation, molecular function: heparosan-N-sulfate-glucuronate 5-epimerase activity. The coding region runs from base 385 to 2172 and encodes 595 amino acids. Lineage: Eukaryota; Metazoa; Chordata; Actinopteri; Perciformes; Serranidae. Gene Ontology annotation, cellular component: Golgi apparatus. The record is from RefSeq and is a predicted model, not a curated record.